Messenger RNA from Erinaceus europaeus (western European hedgehog), 3752 nucleotides. Its product is annotated as bcl-2-like protein 2. Gene Ontology annotation, molecular function: protein heterodimerization activity; RNA binding; protein homodimerization activity. The transcript has 4 exons. Gene Ontology annotation, biological process: negative regulation of intrinsic apoptotic signaling pathway; extrinsic apoptotic signaling pathway in absence of ligand; intrinsic apoptotic signaling pathway in response to DNA damage. The coding region runs from base 224 to 805 and encodes 193 amino acids. The record is from RefSeq and is a predicted model, not a curated record. Gene Ontology annotation, cellular component: mitochondrial outer membrane. Lineage: Eukaryota; Metazoa; Chordata; Mammalia; Eulipotyphla; Erinaceidae.
UCCUCCUCCCUCCUUCCUCUCCUCCCUUCCUCCCUCCUUCCCUCCCUUCCAGCUCCUGCACCAGGAAACGGCCCAGAUCCCGGCGGCGACCUGACCCGUGAGAUCGCUAACCUGGCAGGCCGGCAGGGGCUCCACGCUGGCCAGGAUGAUGAAAGGCCCCAGCUGGGGGCUCCUUGCCACCAGCGCUGGGUCCUAAGAGCUGCCAUCCAGGCUGGCUGCCCGGAUGGCGACCCCAGCCUCGACCCCAGACACACGGGCUCUGGUGGCAGACUUUGUAGGCUAUAAACUGAGACAGAAGGGUUAUGUUUGUGGAGCUGGCCCUGGGGAGGGCCCGGCAGCUGACCCGCUGCACCAGGCUAUGCGGGCAGCUGGCGAUGAGUUCGAGACCCGUUUCCGACGUACCUUCUCAGAUCUGGCUGCUCAGCUGCAUGUGACCCCGGGCUCAGCCCAGCAACGUUUCACCCAGGUCUCUGAUGAGCUCUUCCAAGGGGGUCCCAACUGGGGUCGUCUGGUGGCCUUCUUUGUCUUUGGAGCUGCACUGUGUGCUGAGAGCGUCAACAAGGAGAUGGAGCCGCUUGUGGGCCAAGUACAGGAGUGGAUGGUGGCCUACCUCGAGACGCGGCUGGCCGACUGGAUCCACAGCAGCGGGGGCUGGGCGGAGUUCACAGCUCUAUACGGGGACGGGGCCCUGGAGGAGGCUCGGCGUCUGCGGGAGGGGAACUGGGCCUCAGUGAGGACAGUGCUGACGGGGGCCGUGGCACUGGGGGCCCUGGUAACUGUUGGGGCCUUUUUCGCUAGCAAGUGAGGAAGGCCAGGGCCAGGUGGGGCUAGGUGUGGCUGUCAGGCAUGAGAGCAGAAACAGGACAGAAGUGCCCUUGGAAGAAGUGGGGUGAACAGAUGGACAUGGAGCAGGAACAGGAAGUGGAAGGGUCGACUGUGAGGGAGCUGGGUGUGCUGGGUAGGUAGGAGGUUGGAGAAAGUGAACUGGAAAACACUAGGAGCUAUAUUUGGAAAGUCAGGGGGCAGGAGACAGACUCAUUCCAGGGUUGGGGGAGGUGGGAGGGGUUUGCCUGGGGCUUGGUUUGCAGCUUUGAAGAGGAGAAGAAAGUGUAGUUACCUAAGGGGUUUGGGUCUAUACUGAGUGAGCAGGCUUUGGGGCAGGCACAGAGGGCACAUGCCUUUGGAGUCCAGGUCCAGGUGGUACUGAGAAUUGGCUGUGACAGCGCGCUGCUCGGCCACAGGUGUGCAUGUGGGCUCACGCGCCCGUGCAUGAGGGCUGCUUGUCUGAUCUGUUGGCAGUGCUAUCCGCCCUGCAGUGGCCAAAACGAAGGGCAGUUCUCAACUCCCUCCUCUCCCAGCCCCUUGUCCUGAUGCUCAGUGAGAAACUCCAGACCAGAGCUGCAGGGCUGUGGAAAGAAGAGCAGUUGUGUAGCUGCCUUGUCCCUUCCUCACCACCCCUUCCUUGUGCAUCUUGCACUUGCUGCUGCCUCCUGAGUUCUGACAGAAAAGCAGGGCAGCGGGACCAGACUGGGGCCAGGGCCAGGCUUUGGUAGCUGUUGGGGCCGUGGUAGGUGGUGGGCGCAGGCUUGGCUAGCUGGACUUGCUUCCCACCCAUUUCUCUCGCUGGGGCACACUAGUGCCUAAAAUGUUCCCUGUCUCUGGGACUUUCUGUACCCAAACUGAAACCUAAAUCAGGGCUGGCAUUGCAUUCUUUUUCCUUCUGAGUAUGUGGACAGAAAUGCCAGUCUAGAAUACCGGCUGGGUCCCGCACUGUGUCUCAGAACCACUGUUGCUACCUUGGGAGGAACAUUCCAGCUCUGAACCCCAUGGGUGGGAGGGCAACUUGUGUCCAUGACUGGCCUCUUCCGUGUGGCAGGCUUUGGCAUUGCUUUAUCAAGGGCCAGGUCUAUGGGUUCUAGAGUAUCUGCCACAACCUCUGAGUAGCUCUGUUUCUUUCUUUCUUUCUUUCUUUCUUUCUUUCUUUCUUUCUUUCUUUCUUUCUUUCUUUCUUUCUUUCUUUCUGGUCUAUGGGUUCUAGAGUAUCUGCCACAACCUCUGAGUAGCUCUGUUUCUUUCUUUCUUUCUUUCUUUUUUUUUUUUUUUUCCUGAAGGCACGCUGUUUGCAUGGGUGUUACUUUACCCAUCCCUCCGAGACUGAGGGUGUUCAUGUUAGCACUCACAGUCCUUUGGAACAGAUUCAGAUUAUAGCCUUUUCCUUGGUGAAAGAAAUGACUUCACUCCAGUUGCGCGCUCUGAGCCAGACCUCACUGCUGCACUUUCCCAGGUGCUAAAAUUGCUGCUCUCCAGCACUGACUUCAGACACAGUGCUCUAGAACCCUGCCCUUGACCCCGAGCACGCAGCAGCUUAGCUCAACCGUCACCGUGCUUGACUCUUCUGAAGAGAUGUUCACUUGGUCCCAGUGGCAACAUAGUUGUACUCACUAGAAUAUGGGACCAAAUUUGGCCUCAGGUGUUGAGCCCAGACUUGCUUUUGAGAGAGGGCUGAACUUUUUAGCGGUGUUUAUAAGGGAGGAGUGACUGCAUGCACCACUUGGUCUGUCAUGAGUAGGCUGAUAGCAGACGCUCAGAGCUGGGCCAUGGCAGGCAGUUGGGGUGGGGGUGGGGGGUCCUCUGUCUUGCUCAGGACAAACUAGGCCAGUGGUUUUUCAAACUGCUUGGCAGAGCCCUGAAAUUUCCUAGGGUUUGCCUCAGGAGUCCUUGUGGAAGGAAAUACGUGUGCCAGGAGAGGGCACUGAGCUGGUUGGGCUACUCGCUCUCAAACAGAACAGCUUCCCUUGUAGCUGUCUUACAUAUCGGGGUUCAGGGUAAGCUUUUAUUUGCAUUAAGGGUUUUGCUGCUGAUAAAAGUUAGAAAACCACUGACUAGACCAUCAGCUCCAAAUUGGAGCCUGCACUCCCCAGACCUGGGGCGUUGGUGGCGGGGGGUUACUCUUUACCUUGCCCUCUGCUGUAGGACAUCCAUCCCAGUUAGUGCUCCUGGGGGCCUUCAGCAGAUGGGCAUGGGGGACUGUGAUCAGGUUACUAAGAUGCCCAGCUCUGAGGCCUGUGUCACACCUGCUGGGAGGAGAGGCUAUUUUCUGGAAGGGGAAGGGCUCAAUCUGGAUUCCCAGAAGCAGAGCUUGCAUGGGACCACAGUGGACAGUUUGGGUCUGUUCUGCCCUUCUUAAUUAAUUUGAGGGGCAAUGGAAAUCCCAGACACUCUUCUGUCAGGGAAAACUAGAGACUCUUUCAGAGCCAUAUAGUUCCUUGGGAUUAGCUCUUGGCCGAGAAUAGGCUGAGGAUGACUCCCAAUUUUUAGAUCCAUUUAAUUUUUUAAAAAAAAUAAAGGAAAUAAAUUUGAUUCUCAUUUGUCAGAGAUUAAAUCCAUGGAGAGGGUGUUUCUUGCUCUCCAUAGCCCAAAGGGACAAAUAGGGACUUUGCCUAGGCCAAGGAAGGAACAGAGGUAGGACAACUAGGUCCUGCAAUUAUUAAUCCCACUUUCCCCUUAUUCUAGGGCAUACACUAUUACUACUUUACUUUUUUAAAAUCAUAAAAUGGCGGGAGAAAAAAGAUUUGGUUAGUUUAGAAGAAAAGAUAAAGCUCUAUAAAUAUAAACAUAUAUAUAUAUAUAUAUAUUCCUGUAUUUUUAUUUAAUAAUUUAUAAAUACUAAGUUCAUUUGACUUUUAUUUUUGUGUAAUAUGUAAUGGUCGUAUUAAAACAAUAAAUAAAGCCCAGAAGUUUAAUAAGAAGGA